UGGCGUCGAACAAAGAGGGCUGUCGUGAAGUGGAAAUGAAUCCUUCCGUCGACAACCUCUACUUGGAAAAUCACGUCUUCAGGAAACUGGAGAUAAAAACAGCCAGUGCCUGUGAAGUGAACUGUUUUAUGGAUGCUGACUGCGUCUCGUACAAUCUGAGACAGCCACGGAAUCCAGAAGGAAAGUAUUUGUGUGAACUGAGCAAUUCGACAGACAAAAUUCAUCCCCUGGAUGUCAAAUUCGAAGCGGGAGCUGUCUACAAAUCAUUCCGGAACCCUUGUUCAGAUAAUCCCUGUUCUGCGAUCCAUCGAUGUCAAACAGGAUUCACCAGCAAAGGUUAUCGUUGUGUUUGCAGAAAUAGACUCUUUGGAAGCAACUGUACAGAAGCUCCUCCAUCAGUGCAAGUGUUUCCUGAUUCUAUCGAGACCGAGGAAGGCAAAAAAGUCUUCAUGACAUGUACAAUCAUCAGUAUUCCUCCUCCACACUUCAUUAAAUGGAGCAGGUCUCAACAAAGUCUACCUCCCACAAGAAGCCACGUUCGAGGAGUAAAUCUAACUUUGGAAAACGUCACCAAACAGGAUACUGGCUCAUAUGUGUGUACUGCAAAAAACAUCUGGGACUAA
Molecule: messenger RNA, 623 nt
Organism: Pocillopora verrucosa
Lineage: Eukaryota; Metazoa; Cnidaria; Anthozoa; Scleractinia; Pocilloporidae
Source: RefSeq, a predicted model, not a curated record